CGGAAUUCAACUGAGAUGGCAUCUCAGGGUUAAAGCGAGCGAGAGAUGCAUCCUAGAGAGGCAAAAAUAUGCAUCGGGGGUUGUGAUUGGUGAUAGCCUCUUCCCACUCCGCUCCGCCCCUUUCCCGGGCAAAGUGGCGUUUGGGGUCCGAACAAAGUGUUGACUUUGCAGAACUUGGAGGCCCCACAAAUUACAGCAGUUCCUGAUGUAAUUUUGAGCUUGCGGGAGUUUGUCUUUGGAGCACAGAAACUGAGAUGGAAAUGCAAGACUCGGCUUGCCCAGAUACCAUCAUGGCAGGGAGGCGUGAAGAAUUCUGGGAAAGGACUCUGCAGAAGAUCCUGGACGAUGACCCACUCGGUUCAGAUGUACAGCACCAGUGCUUUAGGCCGUUGCACUACCAGGAGGCCGAGGGCACAGAAGAGGCUUGCAGCCAACUCCACAAUCUUUGCCAUCAGUGGAUCAAACCAGAGCGAUACACAAAAAGCCACAACCUAGUGAUUCUGGAGCCAAACCUGGCUAUCCUGCCCCCCGAGAUGGAGAGCUGGGUCAGAGAAUGUGGAGCAGAGACCAGUUCCCAGGUGGGGGCCCUGACAGAAGGUUUUCUCCAGGACCAGGCAGAAGACGAUAAUCAGCAAGAGCAGCAGGUGCAGAGGCAGUUAGUAGAAGCGACUGCCAACUUCUUUGAGGCCGAGGAGGCUCCCUCAGACCCCAGACAGAAGCCACUGUCCAGGGGGAUCUCUCAGGGGGGUGACGCAGAUGCCAUCUCGCUGGGCUGUGGAAAAACACUGGCAAUGUGUGCAAGGUUCUCUCGCAUGGAUAGCAGUGGAGAAACAGCUUAUGUGCAACCAGAUCAGGGUCCUGUGUCCUUUGAGGAGGUGGCAGUGCAUUUCACUGAGGAGGAGUGGGCUCUGCUGGAUGCAGACCAAAGAGCCCUGCACAGAGAAGUCAUGGAGGAGACCCUUCAAAAUGUGGCUUCUCUAGGUCACGAGUGGAAAAGCAAGGCUGAUGGAGAAGUAUGCAGAGCAUUAGUGGAAAGAGUGGGAUGUACUGAGGGGGAACAGCAGAGGAAAGAAACAGAAGUAAAAGAAGAAGGGAGGAGUGGAUUCUCUGCUCUUUGUGCUUGUGACUGCCAGGAAACUCCGGUGCAAGAAAAGAUAGACAUUUGUGGGGAAAUCAGUUGUAAACCAGUGAUUAAACAUCUUUGGAGGAUCAAGGAAGCAGAGAAGCCAUUCAGUCAGAGCUUAGAUCUUGCACAGCAUCAAGGAGUUCACACAGGAGAGAAAGGAUAUACAUGCCUGGAGUGUGGAAAAAGCUUUAGUGAGAGCUCUGCCCUUAGACAACAUCAAAUAAUCCACACAGGAGAGAACCCCUUGAAACAUCUGGUGUAUGUAAAGAGCAUCAGUUGGAGCUCAGAUCUUGACAGGCAUGAAAUAAUUCACACAGGACAGAAACCAUUUACAUGUCUGGAGUGUGGGAAGAGCUUCAGUAAGAGCUCACACCUUACUAUCCACCAAAGAAUUCAUACAGGAGAGAAACCAUUUACAUGUCUGGAGUGCGGAAAAAGCUUUAGUGAGAACUCGUCUCUUACAAAACAUCAGAUAAUUCACACUGGGGAGAAACCAUUUAAAUGUUUGGAGUGUGGAAAGAGCUUUGGCUGGAGCUCAGAUCUUAGGAGGCAUGAAAUAAUUCACGCAGGACAGAAACCAUUUAUGUGUCUGGAGUGUGGGAAGAGCUUCAGUCGGAGAGCAGAUCUUACACAACAUCAAACAUUGCACUCGGGAGAGAAACCAUUUACAUGUCUGGAAUGUGGAAAAUGCUUCAGUCAGAGAUCAGCUCUUACACGGCAUCAAAGAAUUCACACUAAAGAGAAACCAUAUAAAUGCUUGGAGUGUGGAAGGAGCUUCAGUUGGAGCUCAGUCCUUAGGAGACAUGAAAGAAUUCACACAGGAGAGAAACCAUUUCUAUGCCUGGAGUGUGGGAAGAGCUUUAAUCAGAGCUCACUGCUUACGCAGCAUCAGAGAAUUCACACAGGAGAGGAACCAUUUAAAUGCUUUGAGUGCGGAAAGAGCUUCAUUCGGAGAUCAACACUUACAAAACAUCAAAGAAUUCACACGGGACAGAAACCAUUUACAUGUUUCAAGUGUGGAAAGAGUUUCGGCCAGAGCUCAAAUCUUACACGGCAUCUAAAAAUCCACACUGAAGAGUGUGGAGAAAGGCUCUUAUUUAAACCUUGAGCACAUCUCCCAGUCUGUUUCUUUGGCUUUAAAACUCCGUUUCAUUGAAGCCUGAGAACCAUAUACACUCUUUAUUACACCUGAUCACCUGACAGAUAGGAACAUAGGAAGCUACCUUUAUACUGAGUUCAUACACUUGGUCCAUCUAGCACAGUAUUGUCUACACCAGGGAUUCUCACCGUUGGGCCCCCAGAUGUUAUUGGACUUCAACUCCCAAAGGCCACUGGGACUGGGGAUUAUGGGAGUUGAACAUAGGAACAUAGGAAACUGCCAUAUACUGAGUCAGACCAUUGGUCUAUCUAGCUCAGUAUUGUCUGUACAGACUGGCAGCGGCUUCUCCAAGGUUGCAGGCAGGAAUUUCUCUCAGCCCUAUCUUGGAGAAGCCAGGGAGGGAACUUGGAACCUUCUGCUCUUCCCAGAGCUGCUCCAUCCCCUGAGGGGAAUAUCUUGCAGUGCUCACACAUCAGGUCUCCCAUUCAUAUGCAACCAGAGCAUGCUUGCUACCACAAGACCAGUCCAAUAACAUCUGGGGAACCAACGUUGAGAAUCCCUGGUCUACACAAUACUGGCAGCAGCCUCUUCAAGGUUCCAGGCAGGAGCCUUUCCCAAACCCUACCUGGAAAUGUCAGGAAUAAUUAUCUUAUUCAAUUUCUAUACCACCCUUCUAAAAAUGGCUCAGGGCGGUUUACACAGAGAAAUAAUAAAUACAUAAGAUGGAUCCCUGUCCCCAAAGGGCUCACAAUCUAAAAAGAAACAUAAGAUAGACACCAGCAACAGCCACUGGAGGGAUUCUGUGCAUAGAACCAGUUGCUCUCCCGCUGCUCAAUAAAGAGAAUCACCACGUUCAAAGGUGCCUCUUUGCCAAGUUAGCAGGGGUUAGGGUCUGAAUGUCAAGGAGAACUUCUACCCCUGACCUGUGGCCCCAUCUUAUGAGAUUAAUUGACGCAAAUAGGGAACCUCUCUGUUGCCGUUUGUUUUCUUGUAAUAAUAAUGGCUGAAACCAUUUCCCAGGGCUGAGAGCUUAAAUCUUACACAACACGAAAAAAUUCAGAGGUGUGGAAAGAGAUACAUGUUUGGUAUGUGGGAAACGUGUCACUUGGUAUUCUAAUGUUACUUUCCAACAACCAAGCCAUGCAGAGAAAAAACAAUAUAAUUUGCGUGCAGACAAAAAAAUUAGUUCUGUAGUUUAAAAGUGGGUUGGGUGUUGGGAGGGCAUAUGGGAGAGAUGCUUGUGAGUGGUGCAUGCUUUUUGGAAAUUGUGCAUUGAUAAUACUGGUUGUGGUUGUUUUGCUGUUCUCAAAAUCCUAAUAAAAAUGUAAUUUUAAAAAUAAACAAACCUGUAUAUAUGCAUAUUGAGAACUGGAGAUUUUGCUGGGCCCACAGCAAGAAGAGUUU
Messenger RNA from Hemicordylus capensis (graceful crag lizard), 3629 nucleotides. Its product is annotated as zinc finger protein 436-like. Gene Ontology annotation, cellular component: nucleus. The record is from RefSeq and is a predicted model, not a curated record. The coding region runs from base 255 to 2234 and encodes 659 amino acids. Gene Ontology annotation, molecular function: DNA-binding transcription activator activity, RNA polymerase II-specific; RNA polymerase II cis-regulatory region sequence-specific DNA binding. Gene Ontology annotation, biological process: regulation of transcription by RNA polymerase II. The transcript is spliced from 6 exons. NCBI's taxonomy places the organism in Eukaryota, Metazoa, Chordata, Lepidosauria, Squamata, Cordylidae.